AAUUGUCGAAGUGACAAUGACGAUCUACACUAUCAUCCUCUUCUUCUCAGUUAUUUACCAGUACGACUGUCAAUCCCUCUCGGAAAAUUACGCUAUCGUGUCAGACUUAGAACCCCAGCACUGCUUUAACCAAAAUCUAAACUACAUCAAGGCAGAUCCGAUUUAUGGUCUUCCCAGAUGUAGCCUCUUCAAUGACGUCACAGGAGUUUGUGCCAUAUAUCACAGCCCCGACUCAGAAUUCGACUUAGUGUACAAACCGGCAUGCGCAGAAGAUGGUCGAUUUGCCCCCAAGCAAUGCAAAGGAGAGCGAACAACUGGAAGGUGCUUUUGCUUUGACGCAGACGGUGGACGCAUUUUUGGACAGGAGUGGUGGAUUGGAGCGGAUGACAUGACUUGUGCUUGUAGUAGAAGGAAAGCGGAUAUGGCUGGUUCACUCUACUUCAAUAGUUUGCAUUGCGACAGUAAUGGAAACUAUGAACCACUGCAGUGUGACGUCAUCAGUGGGCAGUGUUGGUGCGCUGAUGAAAAGACAGGAGAUUUAAAGUCGACGGUUGUGCCUGAAAAAGCCAUGUCGAUGCUACCUUGCUACAAUCCUCUGCGAGUAGGGUUACAAUAUCUGCGACAAUGCGAAAAUAAAAGACACGCUAUGGAUAAAAUAGCGUAUAAGUUCAGUAUACGUGGUACUAGAAUACAUCAUGAGGAUUUUUUGUGUGAUGAGGAUGGCAGCUUUGGAGCGUAUGCUAUAAUCGGUGGUUCAGCAUACUGUACGUGGAGAGAUAAUAGUAACAUUGAUUCGUACCAAUCGGGUACUAACUAUACCGAUGUGAACUGCAACUGUGCAAGAGAUACAAGAUAUUUUGCUCUAGCUGGAAAAACAAUGACACAAAAAUGUUUGGGAAAUGGAAAUUAUGAAGAAUUUCAGAAGUUAGGUUCUAACACGUAUUGUGUGGAUGUAGACGGUUACAGGAAAUCUCCUUUAGAUUAUAACGUGGGCAGUAGUUACGAUUGUUCUAAUUAUACUUCGUAUAAUACAUAAUAUAGUAUCAAUUUAAGCACAUCUAUUUUUUGUAUAAUGUAUUAUAUUAUGUGAUCAAAAUAAUUUAUAAUCGAGUCA
Molecule: messenger RNA, 1114 nt
Organism: Zophobas morio
Lineage: Eukaryota; Metazoa; Arthropoda; Insecta; Coleoptera; Tenebrionidae
Exons: 7
Coding region: 17-1036 (339 amino acids)
Biological process (GO): cell-matrix adhesion
Cellular component (GO): basement membrane
Source: RefSeq, a predicted model, not a curated record